This is a messenger RNA of Formica exsecta, 2734 nucleotides long. RefSeq names its product GDNF-inducible zinc finger protein 1-like. The transcript is spliced from 4 exons. Bases 177 to 2333 code for a protein of 718 amino acids. Gene Ontology annotation, molecular function: zinc ion binding. Gene Ontology annotation, biological process: negative regulation of transcription by RNA polymerase II; regulation of cytokine production; regulation of immune system process. Gene Ontology annotation, cellular component: nucleus. The record is from RefSeq and is a predicted model, not a curated record. NCBI's taxonomy places the organism in Eukaryota, Metazoa, Arthropoda, Insecta, Hymenoptera, Formicidae.
AACUUUCAGUAAAUAACAAAGAUAGAACGACGCUCGGUGCACAUGGGUGAUGUUCUCGAACGCAGCCCUGAUGCCCUGAUAUUACAUAUGUCGUGUAAUAGCUUGCCAAGAUAAUCGUCGCCACUCCUGUCAUUUAGAUUUCAAAGACUUUCGAAGAAAAUUUUAUUAGUAUCGUCAUGCCACGUCAAAUUAUGAGUUCGAAUAUCAAUUCUUGCACUGAAAAUAAGUGCCGUGCGUGUAUGAAGGAAGGUGGCAAAAUGUUGCCCAUGUACGACAAAACUACCAGCAAGAUUAAUUUAUCAUAUAAACUCGCGGAACUCACAUCUAUUCAGAUUGACAAGUUUGAUGGACUGCCCAACAUGCUCUGUUCUAAAUGUGCUUACCGAACUUAUGUUUUGUAUAACUUUAGAUUAAAAGUACAAGAGUCAGAUAAGAAAUUCAGGAUGAUACUCGAAAAUCAAAUGGUCUCUGUUAAGAAAGAACCAUUAGAUGAUAAGGACAAUGAAGAUAGCAUUGUACAAACAGAUGAAUCCUUAGAAUUGAAUAUAUCAAAUGUUAAAUCUAUACACAAUGUUGAGUUUUUGGAGAAUCUAAAAAUUGAUGAGACAGUUAAGAGCGAGCAACAAUAUGAAUCUCAUAUACCUCAGUUGCUCGAAAAUGGCAAUAAAGAAAAUAAUAAUAAUCUGCAAUUGAAUGAACUUUUUCAUAAUAUUCUACAAGAAAUUAGUGAGAAUCAAAGCAUGGAUGCUCAUAUUGUAAAAACAGAUAUACCUGAGGAAAUUUCGAAAAUACUCGCGUCGCAGGAUAUUACAAUAAUGUACGUACCACAUGAUCAUGACUCUGUGAAUGAAUCAAUGUCUGAAUCAAUAUUUGUAGAAAACAUAUUAGCAUCUGAUCAAAAGCAAGAAGAAAUUGAAAAUGUUAAUAACACAUUUGCUUCUGCAAUGGAAAUCUUAGAUGAAGAAAAAGAUGAUUCAAGCAAUGUACGCAUUUCCAGUCCUGUGGAAACUAAUGUGGAAGCUAAAAAAAGUAAACGGGUCUGUAGUGAACGUGUGGACGAUGACAUGCAGAGCAAAAAUAAGCAAUUCAACAAGAGUAAUUCCAACAUUGAACAAUUUGCAAGAACGGAAGACAGUGAUGAAUCUGAUUCUGAUUAUUUUAUCGAUGCUAAAGAUAACAUAUUGGGGAGUGUGAACGAUGCAAUCGUACGGAUAAGAGAAGUUAAACAGGAACAUGGGAUCGAAUAUCAAUGCACAUUGUGUCAGCAGAACUACGAGGAAUUAUCGUCUAUGUUACUACACACCGUCGAUAAUCACGUCUCUAGCACUGGUCCAUUCUUCUGUAUGGUGUGCGAAAAGGAUUGUGAGAGUCAUCGGGAGUUGCGAGCGCAUGUGAAAACGCACACUGGACGGGAACCGUAUUCCUGCUUCAUUUGCAGGAAGGGAUAUGCCAAGAAAAGAUAUUUGAAGAGGCAUAUGAUGUGUCACCCCGACUUUCCGCGGCAUCGUUGUUCAAAAUGCGGUUGUCGCUUUAAAGCCAAGUCGGAGUUGGAGUCUCACAUGAAGACACAUAGUGUACCCUACUCUUGCGAUCAGUGUCCACGUGUAUUUAAUCACAAAGGCAAUUAUAAGCGACAUCUAGUCAGUCAUUUGGAUCCCCAAGGCCUUUACUUACCUAAGUAUCCAUGCAGAUAUUGUGGCAAGCGCUUUCCCAACAAUCGUACACUGGAAACGCAUAUUCGCGUACAUACUGGUGAAAGGCCAUUCAAGUGCCAGUAUUGCGAGAAAUCAUUCUCACAGCGAGGUAAUCUGAUAAAUCACACAAGGAUACAUUCAAAUCCACGUAGCUACACAUGCGAAGUCUGUGGCAAAAGCUUUAAUCAACGUGCUACAUUAAGAGAUCAUGGACUGUUACAUACGGGCGAGAAGCCUCAUGUGUGUAACGUUUGUGGCAAGGCGUUUACAGUUAGUGCGGCAUUGAGAAGACAUAUGUUCAAUCACGCGGAAAACAAGCCAUUCAAAUGCGAAACUUGUAAUAUGGGAUUCGUCGGGAAAUAUGAUCUACGACGACAUAUGAGGGUGCAUGAGGAUCGGCCUAAGGAGAAACGGAGAAGAAACACUAUGUCAAAGUCAAGCGAUUUAGUCCAACAAGAAUCGGAGGAAAGUCUUGCUGUAAUAGAGGAACCGGGUACUGAAACUGUACUUAUAGAACAAGUGUUUUUACCUCAAAAUGUUACGCAAAUAGUGGUAAAUCAAGUUGAAUCAGAGAAAGAAAAUGAAGACGCAUUGUUCAAUCUUCACUGUUACAAUUCAACUCUUAUACAAUAUAGCUAAUAAUAUGCAUAAUAGAUUAUAGACUAUACAGGAUGAGUAAUUUAAAUAAAAUGAGAUAUUUUUAUUUUGAAUAACUAAAAUAUAUACAUUGUAUAAAAGAAGUUUUAUACAAAAGUUAUAAAAUCUUGAUAUUUUUUUAUGGAGAAUGAUGAGAAGAAUUGAUAUAUGUAAAAAAAUUCUAUGAUACCAUUUAAAGAGGCAAAAAUAAUCUUUCUUGGCAUAAAUCUGGGCAGCGUUUAGCAUUUUUAAUGUGCUGACUAGAAUUACCCGCCCCCCCCUCCCCCCUCCCCCAUAGCUUCCAUAAAAUAUUUUUUUAUACAAUACAUACUUUAAAGUUAUUCGAGAUAAAAAUAUAGAAACAGUGAUAUAUCCUGUAUAAUAAGAAUUGCUAUUAAUAACUA